This is a messenger RNA of Porites lobata, 1599 nucleotides long. The record is from the annotation of a GenBank genome assembly. Lineage: Eukaryota; Metazoa; Cnidaria; Anthozoa; Scleractinia; Poritidae.
AUGGAAAGGGCUUUUGAAGCUCUUGGACUAACCUCGAGAAAUGGAGAGCCAAGAUUGCAACAAUUUGGUAAAAAACAUUUAGUUGAUAUAUAUAUCUUCCCAUUUAUACCAUAAUGGUAGAGUACUAAGUAGAGAGUUUUUUUAUUGCUGCAUGUACCUUUGAGGUGGUGACAAACAUGAAAACUUAUGUUUGAUAAAAAAUAAGCAGGCCUGAAAAUGGGAAAUAUUUUGACUUGUGGUUGCAAUCCUUAAGAAACCGUUCAUAUGUACUCUAAAUUUCUUGGUGCUGCUCUAAAGCUGUGGCCAAACAAGUGCAAGACACUGACGCAACAUUGCCAAUUUAGACAUUUGACUGCCUUGUUGCAUGAUGUUUAAUAUUGUUUGGUUUCCUUAAAACAGCAUCAUGUUUCCUUUGUAGGAAUCAACACUUAAAAAGUAUGCCUCAUUUGAGGCCUUCAAUUUAAUUAAUUCUUGCUUCUUCGUCAUAGUGAAAUGACUAAUUUUACAAUGCAGUGAUCUAAGAACAUAUUCAUUUGAUUUCAGCUACUAAUUCUAUGAUGAGAUCAGACUCUGCACUAGGAAUGUCAGGUUAGCUCUUUAAUUUGCAGUUGCAAAUUUGUUUCUCUUAUUUGUGGAGUAUUGUUUUUAUGUUGAUUGCAUCUGUAUCCAACUUCCAGCUCCACCACGAGUCUUUUAACCCUUUAAGUCCCAAUAUCCACAUACAAAUUCUCCAAACUGAUCUCCAUACAUUUCCUUGAAGAAUUAGUUGAGAGAAUUUGGUAAAAGAUCAAAUUUUUUCUCUUUGUGUUCAUUUUAUUAAUUCUCAUAGACUUUGCUCAUGACAAUCUAUGGAUAUCGUUAGGAGCCAUGCUAUGAUUACUGUUAAAUAGCUUUGUUUUCCUCUAUCCUUUUGAGCAGAUAACAGAUCAUUUGGUGAAACACCCUCAACUGCUACAAGGUAAAUAAGAAACAUUUUAUUUCAAGAUUCAUUGGUAGUUAAUAGAUGUACUGUAGACAUCUACCCAUGGCAACAGCUGUAAUUAGAGUAGGAUGGAGAUGUUUUCUGUCUUCACUGAAAUGGGAAGAGCUGAUGUUAUUUUCUUUUUUCCAGCUCAACUGGUGGUGGUAAUCGUGGUCCAAAAGAAUGGCAUCAGCAUGUUACACCAGAUCUCAGGAAUCAUCUCGUUCAUAAACUGUAAGUGUAUUGUUUUUAUGGAAAAAACCCCCGACGUAUCUGCCAGUGAUGUGCCAAUUCUUAAUUAUAAUCAAUCACCGUUUUCUCAGACUACAGCCCCCGACUUUUUGUAACAGCCCGCUGGUAUUAUCAUUUUAAUUCUGGACGAGAUGAAGCCAAAAGCCGUAACUCUCGGCAAGCCUAUUCUUUAAUAUGCUCUCACUAUGUGUACUGUUGCAGCAACUGCUAAUUAUCAGAAAGUAUAAUACCAAAAUUGUUUUUGUUGUUGUAGUGUGACAGCAAUCUUCCCAACUCCAGUGCAUGAUCCAGCUGCCCUGAGAGAUCGGCGCGUGGGGAAUCUUGUUUCAUAUGCACGUAAGAUAGAAGGGGAUAUGUAUGAGACAGCAAAUAGUAGGGUAAGUUGA